AUGUCGUUCGCUCCCCCAGAGGCACACCAGCAGUUCCAGCACAUUCUGCGGCUGCUCAACACCAACGUCAAGGGUGGCGGAAAGAUCAUGUUCGCCCUCACCGAGAUUAAGGGUGUUGGUCGGCGUUACGCCAACUUGGUCUGCAAGAAGGCCGAUAUCGAUUUGAACAAGCGCGCCGGAGAACUCAACUCGGACGAGCUCGAACGCAUAGUCACCAUCAUGCAGAACCCCGCCCAGUUCAAGAUCCCCACUUGGUUCUUGAACAGGCAGAAGGACAUGGUCGACGGCAAGAACGCCCACGUCCUUUCCAACCAGAUCGACCAGAAGCUCCGUGAUGACCUCGAGAGGCUCAAGAAGAUCAGGAGUCACAGGGGGUUGAGGCACCACUGGCAGGUCAGGGUUCGUGGUCAGCACACAAAGACCACCGGUCGGCGAGGAAAGACCAUUGCUGCCAAGAAGAAGUAG
Messenger RNA from Dioszegia hungarica, 465 nucleotides. RefSeq names its product ribosomal protein S13. Gene Ontology annotation, molecular function: structural constituent of ribosome; RNA binding. Gene Ontology annotation, cellular component: small ribosomal subunit; cytosol; ribosome. NCBI's taxonomy places the organism in Eukaryota, Fungi, Basidiomycota, Tremellomycetes, Tremellales, Bulleribasidiaceae. Bases 1 to 465 code for a protein of 154 amino acids. The record is from RefSeq and is a predicted model, not a curated record. The transcript has 4 exons. Gene Ontology annotation, biological process: translation.